Molecule: messenger RNA, 4080 nt
Organism: Trifolium pratense (red clover)
Lineage: Eukaryota; Viridiplantae; Streptophyta; Magnoliopsida; Fabales; Fabaceae
Product: protein MEI2-like 1
Exons: 15
Coding region: 656-3544 (962 amino acids)
Molecular function (GO): RNA binding
Source: RefSeq, a predicted model, not a curated record
AUUUUAAUAAAAUAAAAUUAAUUUAAUAAUAUAAUUUUAAUAUGAUCCUGAUUUCAAAGCCAACUAACACCUCUUUUCUCUUUCUUUCCUUUUUCUUUCUUUUCUCUUUCUUUCUUUCUCUGUAACACAAACCUCUCUUCCUCUUCUCUUUGUCUGAUUUCCUUUCCAAUCAAACCAGAGAGCGACCGGCGAGCAUAACCUCGCCGGAGAUUCGCCUCUACUCUUCCUGCUCCCUUCAACACCAUUUUUUCUUUCCCUCAACUUCCCAAUUCUCAAACUCCCUCUUCCAAAAAUUCAACAUAUAAAUUUCCAUUUCCAUUUUCUUCCUGCUAAACCAUGCCUCAUAUAGCAAUGUGGAGGAUACUAUGUUUUUGUUCCACCAAACACCCUGAGAUCUCUUGUUUCUGUUGAAUUCCUUAUGUUCUAGACGGUUUUUGAGAUUCACUUUUGUUUUUGUUUUUUUUUUGUCAUCUCAAGUUUUUGUUGAAUUUUGAGAAGAGGAAAUUAUAGCAAAGGUUUUUGGAGUUUUCUGCUAGCUUGGUUUUGUUCAAAUUAUCAACAAGAUGAUGAGGUGUAGAUGAGUCCAACAAAGCUAGCAAGUGAGGAUUUUUUUCUGUAAUAUUUCUCUUUGUAUAUUUUCUGGAUAAGCUAUAGGAUGCCUUUUGAAAUAAUGAACCAAAGGGGUGUUACUGCUUCAUCCCAUCUUUAUGAUGAUGUUUCCUAUGCUUCUGAGAGGAAUGAUGGAUUACGGAAGUCGGAAUCCAUUCAUGAUGAUCAUCCACAAGGAAAGGGUGAAAUUGCAGCUUCACCUGGAGGCAUUUUGCAUACUUCAUCAACCCUCGAAAGAAAUGCAAAAACAGGCUUGCCCAUGUCACAGACUAGUCUAUCUGGGGAAAUUUCGGAAAACAUACACUUUGGUGGACAAGCUGGCAUUGUAGAUGUGCUGAAGGAUUCGAAGGAAUCGUUGAAUUAUCAUCCAAGAUUAUGGUCUGAUGUGCAUAGGCAGCCAACAUCUAGCUCGUAUGGUUUAAUUGGGAACAAGAUUUUCACCAAUGCAAGCUCACGUGAAAGUAGUCUAUUCUCAAGCUCGCUGUCGGAUAUGUUUAGCCAAAAGUUGAGGUUAUUGGGAAACAAUAAUGUUGGUUUUCAUCCUGAGGAAGAACCAUACAAAUCUCUUGAAGAAAUUGAGGCUGACACUAUAGGGGAUCUCCUUCCUGACGAAGAUGAUUUGUUUUCCGGCGUCACCGAUAAUUUAGGAAGCAGUGCGCAUGCCAAAACAACUGAUGAUUUUGAAGAUUUUGAUCUGUUCAGCAGUGGCGGAGGCAUGGAGUUGGAAGGAGAUGAACUUCUAGUUUCAGGGAAAAGAAUCUGUGGCUUGGAAUUGGAUGGAGAUUCUGCUUACUUUGGGGGUUCUAAAGGCAAAAGUCCUUUUGGUGAACAAUCUUCUAGAACACUUUUUGUUAGAAAUAUUGCUAGUAAUGAAGAAGACUCGGAGCUAAAGGCUCUAUUUGAGCAAUAUGGAGAUGUCCGAACCAUUUAUACUGCCGGAAAGCAUCAAGGGUUUGUUAUGGUUUCAUAUUAUGACCUAAGGGCUGCACAAAAUGCAAUGAAAGCACUUCAAAAUAGGUCAUUGAAUUCUAGGAAUCUGGAUAUACAUUAUUCAUUUCCAAAGGGAAAUGCUUCAGAGAAGGAUAUUAGCCAUGGUACACUGAUGAUAUCUGGUCUUGAUCCAUCUGUUUUGAAAGACGAGCUAAAACAUAUUUUUGGGCUUUAUGGAGAAAUCAAAGAAAUCUAUGAAUAUCCAGAAAUGAAUCAUAUCAAAUAUAUUGAAUUUUAUGAUGUUCGAGGUGCAGAAGCUUCUCUCCGUUCAUUGAAUGGGAUCUGCAUUGCUGGGAAACACAUCAAGCUUGAACCUGGCCAUCCUAAGAAUGCAACACGUAUGAUGAAGCCGUCUCAAAAGGGACAAGAUGAACCUGAUCUUGGUCAUAAUCUCAAUGACAUCUUGUUUUUAAGACAGAAGGGAGUGGCUACUGGAGUUAUUGCAUCUGGUGGAAGCUUGGAAAAUGGAUAUAAUCAUAGAUUCCAAUCUGCAUCACAGCUGCCUUUGAAUGCUUUCAUUGAUAACACAAUUUUUCACAGUAUUUCCAACACCGCAAGAGGGGCAUCUGCUGUAACAGUACCUGGUGCCCGUGAGUCCAGUAACGCUGUUGAUGCAAUGAAAUUUGGAUCUAUUCCAAGAUUCCAUCCUCAUUCUUUGCCUGAGUAUCAUGAUGGUUUAGCUAAUGGUAGUCCUUACAAUUUGUCAAAUACCAUUAAAAUGGCUGCCAAUAUUGGAAAUGGAUCCACAGAAGCAUCUGAUAGAAGGCACAUUCAGGGAAUGAGCUCAACUGGGAACUUGGCAGAAUUUAAUGCAGGAGGAAAUGGGAGUCUUCCUCACCAUCUUUAUCAUAUGUGGAAUGGCUCAAACUUGCGUCAGCAAUCUCCAUCAAAUGCUAUGGUUUGGCAGAAAACACCAUCCUUUGUUAAUGGUGCUGGUUCUCCAGGUCUUCCACUGAUGCCCAGCUUUCCCAGGUCACCGGCUCAUGUGCUGAGAGCAUCACAUAUAGACCACCAUGUUGGAUCAGCACCAGUUGUUACAGGAUCACCCUGGGAAAGACAACAUUCUUACUUGGGAGAGUCUCCUGAUGCUCCUGGUUUUAGACUGGGUUCUCUAGGAAAUGCAGGUUUUCAUGGUAGCUGGCAAUUGCAUCCUUCAGAUCUUUCUAGCAACAUGUUUUCUCAUGUUGGUGGGAAUGGUAAUGAUUUGACAUCCAGUGUUGGGCAGGGCUCUCCUAAGCAGUUGUCACAUGUCUUCCCUGGGAGACUUCCCAUGACUUCAAUGUCAAAAUUUGAUUCUACCAAUGAUCGGAUGAGAAACCUCUAUCAUCGUCGAAGUGAAGCAAACAAUAACAAUGCUGAUAAAAAGCAAUAUGAACUCGACCUAGGCCGCAUAUUGCGUGGGGAAGACAACCGAACAACACUUAUGAUCAAAAAUAUUCCCAACAAGUAUACUUCAAAGAUGCUUCUUACAGCCAUAGAUGAGAGUUGUCGGGGAACUUAUGAUUUUCUGUAUUUGCCAAUUGAUUUCAAGAACAAAUGUAAUGUCGGCUAUGCAUUCAUCAAUAUGACUGAUCCUGGUCAAAUAAUUCCAUUCCACCAGGCUUUUCAUGGAAAAAAAUGGGAGAAGUUUAACAGUGAAAAGGUAGCCGUACUUGCAUAUGCUCGAAUUCAAGGAAAAUCUGCUCUUAUUGCUCAUUUCCAGAAUUCAAGUCUGAUGAACGAAGAUAAACGUUGCCGCCCUAUUCUAUUCCAUACAGAUGGUCCAAAUGCUGGUGAUCCGGAGCCUUUCCCCUUGGGCGCCAAUGUUAGAGUAAGGCCGGGAAAAUUACGUAAUUGUGGCAGCGAGGAGAGCCGUAUUCAAGGGAAUUCUUCAACUUUGGCAAGUGCAGAGGAGUUUGCUAGUGGAAUACAUUCUUCACCAAGUUCUUCAAGAGACACUGACUGAUUUAGCCUCAAGCACUAACAGUUCAAUGCUGCAUGCCAUGUCAACUCCAUCAUUGUAUAUUUACAUCUUUGUGUUUGUGUGUGAAAGAAAAGAGUUGGAGCAGCCGGUAGGUAAGAGGGGCUCACAAUUUUGGACUUAUAGAGGAGCCUUGAAAAAGUUUUUGAAGGUCGAGGAAGGUACAUAACCAGAAUGAAAUCAAAGAUUCUAGUAUUUUCUUUAUUUACCGAAAUUUUUGCGUGGAACCAUGCUAAGUACCAUCUUACAAAUUUAGAGAGACUUGCUUAACUGAAGCUUAAAUUUUUGGCUAGCUUUGAAUGCACAAUUUGCAGUUCCCUUGAGAUGACAGUACACAUCAGUGUCUUUCAAGGGUGCUUUGCUCAUUUUGUUUUCAUUAUUGUUGUUUCUGAUGUUCAUAUGUAAUUUUGUAUCCUUAUAUCCCCUGAUCAUUGGCGACCAUCUUUAUAGGAUUUUUGUCUAUAUAUUGGGAUUGUUGAGGGAAGUUAAUUAUUUAAUUGGAACUUUCGUUUAGAUUUGUA